Ylistrum balloti is the source of this 135-nucleotide messenger RNA. RefSeq lists its product as uncharacterized. The transcript has 3 exons. NCBI's taxonomy places the organism in Eukaryota, Metazoa, Mollusca, Bivalvia, Pectinida, Pectinidae. The annotation marks the transcript as partial. The record is from RefSeq and is a predicted model, not a curated record.
CACUGGUGGAAUAUCACUAUUAAACCUUGUAUAAAACACUGGUGGAAUAUCACUAUUAAACCCUGUGGAAUAUCACUAUUAAACCCUCACUGGUGGAAUAUCACUAUUAAACCUUGUAUAAAACACUGGUGGAAU